Messenger RNA from Cinara cedri, 679 nucleotides. Lineage: Eukaryota; Metazoa; Arthropoda; Insecta; Hemiptera; Aphididae. The record is from the annotation of a GenBank genome assembly.
UCACAACUAGAUUCGGGUUCAGGUUUAACAGUGAUUUCGGAAAAAAUUUUCUACGAACUGUUCAAUAAAAAUUCUAUUUUAAGGAAGGUUUUUAAGAGUGUUAACGGUUACCCUGGUGAAGAAAUUAAUGUUUUGGGUUUCUUUCUCGCGGAGAUGGUUUUCAAUGGUAAGACUUGCGAAUCUUUCAGCAUUUUUGUAGUUGAGAAAGGAGGUCCAAAUUUGUUAGGCAGGGAUUUUAUGGAUAAAUUUAACAUAAAAUUGACUAAUAUCAAUAUGUUAGACCAUACCGAACCUAAAUUAGAACAAUUAAAUAUUAAAUAUUCAAAUUUAUUUAGUGACGGAAUGGGUAGAUAUGUGCAUAAAAAAUUUAAAAUCAGGUUGAAGGAUAAUGCUACGCCGAUAUUUCACAAACCAAGACAAAUUCCUUUCGCAUUUAAGGGCCAGGUGGAAGAGAAGCUGUAUAGGUUGGAGAAAUUGGGUGUAAUUUCCCAGGUCGAGUCAAGCAAAUGGGGGAGUCCAUUAGUACCGAUUCUAAAGAGCGAUGGUAGAAUUAGAAUAUGCGCGGAUUAUAAAGUUACGAUAAACAAGUUUGUUCAAGAGGUAAAAUAUCCAUUACCGAGAAUCGAAGAAAUAUUUCAAAAAGUGAGCAAGGAAAAACAGUUUAGUAAAAUAGAUCUGA